UCGCCAGGGCCGGGGCUGAGCUCCCACCGACGUCACCCUGAGCCCGGUGCACUCGCAGGCCUCCUCUCCAAUGAUUCAGAAGUCACGCCCGGCCCUGCUGCAGCCUCAGGAUGUCGGAGAUAGGGUGGAAACGCUUAUGUUGCAUCCAGUGAUCAAAGCUUUCCUGUGUGGCUCCGUCAGUGGGACCUGCUCCACUCUCCUUUUCCAACCUCUGGAUCUCCUCAAAACACGCCUGCAGACUCUACAGCCCUCCCCCCAUGGAUCCAGACGCGUUGGGAUGUUGGCUCUGCUCCUGAAGGUGGUUCGCACAGAGAGUCUUUUGGGCCUUUGGAAAGGGAUGUCCCCUUCCAUUGUGAGGUGUGUCCCUGGCGUUGGAAUCUACUUUGGCACUCUCUACUCUUUGAAGCAGUAUUUCCUGCGAGGCCAUCCCCCCACUGCCCUGGAGUCGGUCAUACUGGGGGUGGGCUCUCGCUCAGUUGCAGGGGUCUGCAUGUCACCCAUCACUGUGAUCAAGACACGUUACGAGAGUGGGAGGUACGGCUAUGAGAGCAUCUAUGCAGCCCUGAGGAGCAUCUAUCGCAACGAGGGACACCGGGGCCUCUUCAGUGGCCUGACAGCAACACUCCUUCGUGACGCACCCUUUUCUGGAAUCUACCUGAUGUUUUACAACCAGACCAAAAACAUCAUGCUCCAUGACCAGUUGGAUGUGGCCUUUCUUCCCGUGGUAAAUUUCAGCUGUGGGAUAUUUGCUGGUAUUCUGGCCUCACUGGUAACUCAACCUGCAGAUGUUAUCAAAACUCAUAUGCAGCUCUCCCCAGUGAAAUUUCGGUGGAUUGGCCAGGCAGUGACACUCAUAUUCAAAGACUAUGGGCUGCGUGGCUUCUUCCAAGGAGGUGUCCCCCGGGCCCUCCGCAGAACUCUGAUGGCAGCCAUGGCGUGGACAGUCUACGAAGAGAUGAUGGCCAAGAUGGGCCUGAAGUCCUGACUGAGAGGGGACUGCGAAAAGAUGGGAUCUGUUGCCCUGCCUGCUUUCUGCCAUGGGCUGCCUCCUCUCACCAUCCUGGAGUCAGAUGAAGUCCUCUCUGGAAAGCUAGGCAGAUACGUCACCUUCGGCUACCCAACUCAAGUAGAGAAUAGAUGGGCCUGACUCAAGCCCUCGGAAUCUCCCCAAAGAGGAGUCACUGAUACACGCAGCCCUUUGGGGAGUCAGGAGAAGGCUUUGCGUACCCUGCAAGGCUACUUGAAAAGGCAUUUCCGGAGAGAGCUCUGCCAGGUGGCUCCAUCUCAGCCACCCGUCUACACCACGGUGCCUCUUUGGAUGUGUUCUUGGGCAAGGCAUCACAAAGCCAGAAAGGCAGUGUGCCUCGUGCUGUGGCCGAGGAGCUCCAGCAGGGGAGGCGGGGUCUUCAGAGAGAGGAGUCACUGUCACCAGGCUGAAGUCUGCGUCUGAGGGGAUGUUAGGAUGAGGAAGAAAAGGUUCCUAAUCACCUUCCCAGAGACUCUGGAGAAGGGGGGACAGUGGCUUCCUAGCCUCUUAAGUGUCCAAAUUAAACUUUUUCAUCUUGGCUCCUGUACUGUUUCAACUCUAAGUUGUUCUGGCAUUUUUGUGCAGCUGAAGUUCAGAUAAAUAAAAUGAAGCAUUUUAUCACUGAAGACUUUGGCAUACCUAGCGUCAUCACUCUGUCCUGAAAUAAUAAAAUAGUCUUAAGUUG
Molecule: messenger RNA, 1712 nt
Organism: Equus quagga
Lineage: Eukaryota; Metazoa; Chordata; Mammalia; Perissodactyla; Equidae
Gene: SLC25A38
Product: solute carrier family 25 member 38
Exons: 7
Coding region: 71-985 (304 amino acids)
Biological process (GO): glycine import into mitochondrion
Cellular component (GO): mitochondrial inner membrane; mitochondrion
Molecular function (GO): glycine transmembrane transporter activity
Source: RefSeq, a predicted model, not a curated record